Molecule: messenger RNA, 1744 nt
Organism: Hibiscus syriacus
Lineage: Eukaryota; Viridiplantae; Streptophyta; Magnoliopsida; Malvales; Malvaceae
Product: 3-oxoacyl-[acyl-carrier-protein] synthase 3 A, chloroplastic-like
Exons: 8
Coding region: 355-1554 (399 amino acids)
Biological process (GO): fatty acid biosynthetic process
Cellular component (GO): chloroplast
Molecular function (GO): 3-oxoacyl-[acyl-carrier-protein] synthase activity
Source: RefSeq, a predicted model, not a curated record
CCUGCCCCAAAAAUCCCACUCCUUUGGAUUGGAUUCUGCAUCAAACAACAACAAUGGUACCGAAAUCAGCUCAUUGCAUGUUAUUAUAUAUACUUCAUAGCGAAAAAAAUUAAGAAUUUUCAUUGGAUUUCCCUCAGAUUUUGGUUGGCAAAAUCGCCCAACUAUUUAUUUUUUCUUAAAUUUUCUUUUCGUCUUCGGCCCUUCCAAAGAUUUUGCAUAAACUCAUUGAUUCUCUCUCUGUCUUCCAUUUUUCUUCUCUCUUAUUUUGUUUCCCAUUCUAAAGAUUCUUGCUUGCCUUUUUUGGGCAAAAUAAAGAUUCGAAAUUUCUGCUUGCUGCCGGUUUCACGAGUGUAAAUGGCCAAUGCAUCUGGGUUUUUCACGCCUUCGGUACCGAAGCUGAGGACGAGGAUUCAGCCUUCAAUAGGCAUUUCUCGAUCUGGGUUUUUCUUCUCUAGGAGGGUAGUGUGCUCAAGUGCCAUUGAAGGUGCAGAGAAGGAUGUUUCACCUUCUGGAUCUCGAGUGCCCAAGCUUGUGAGUAAAGGCUGCAAGUUAGUCGGCUGUGGGUCAGCAGUGCCAUCUCUUUCGGUUUCCAACGACGAUCUUUCAAAGAUAGUUGAUACUAAUGAUGAAUGGAUCUCUGUUCGCACUGGAAUACGAAAUCGACGGGUAAUUUCAGGAAAGGAAAGUUUGAAAGAUCUAGCAGUCGAAGCGGCACGAAAAGCUCUUGAAAUGGCAGAUUUUGAUCCUAAUGAUCUUGAUCUAAUCUUGGUGUGCACAUCUACUCCAGAAGAUAUUUUUGGUGCCGCUCCACAGAUCCAAAGAGAGCUUGGCUGCAAAAAAUCUCCUUUAGCUUAUGAUAUUACGGCUGCUUGUAGCGGAUUUGUGCUCGGUCUGGUCUCAGCUGCUUGUCACAUUCGGGGAGGUGGCUUUCAUAAUGUUUUGGUGAUUGGAGCUGACGGUAUAUCUCGAUUUGUUGAUUGGACUGAUAGAGGGACAUGUAUCCUCUUUGGGGAUGCCGCGGGUGCUGUACUAGUUCAGGCCUGUGAUGCUGAGGAGGAUGGUUUAUUAAGCUUCGACUUGCAUAGCGAUGGCGAGGGUGCAAGUUGCAGACAUCUUGGUGCCCCCAUGAGUGAUGAUAAAACCAAUGAACUGUUGGGUUCUAAUGGUUCAGUCUUAGAUUUUCCCCCGAAAAGGUUCUCUUAUUCCUGCAUACAGAUGAAUGGCAAAGAAGUCUUUCGCUUCGCCGUUCGAUGUGUACCGCAAUCAAUUGAAUCUGCCUUGGAGAAAGCUGGUCUCGUUUCAUCCAAUGUGGACUGGUUAUUGCUCCAUCAGGCAAACCAAAGGAUCAUCGAUGCAGUCGCAACACGAUUAGAGUUCCCGCAGGAAAAAGUGAUAUCAAAUCUGGCAAACUAUGGUAAUACGAGCGCCGCAUCGAUUCCUUUGGCAUUGGACGAAGCCGUUCGAAGUGGAAAGGUGAAGCCGGGGCAUACGAUCGCAACAGCAGGCUUCGGCGCAGGUUUAACUUGGGGUUCUGCAGUUAUUAGAUGGGGAUGAAAGAGAACCCUGCGGCCAAAUUAACCAUGUCCGAAAAGAACAGAAACAUUCUUGUGAAGAAGAGCUCUGUCCCAAUCCCCGAGUCCCGACAUUCUGAUCCAAAAAAUACACAGAAAACGAGACUUUGGAAUCACAAAAAUCUCCAUCAGCUCUAUUAUUGUUUGUUCUAAAAAUUCUUCUUUUUUUUCGA